AAAGUUUUAUGGUCUAAGUCGGCCUCUUCGGUCUCUUUUCUGCUUGGAUAAAGAUAAGAGCAGCAGGGCUUCUCCAUACUACAUUGAUUUCACGACGUUUUCUGGAGCUUUCAUGAACACCAACUGUUUGUGAAAAGUCCUGUGAGGUUCAUCAUGUGAGAGAAGUGUUGUUUUGGCAUCUAUGAUGUGAGUGAAAACAAACAUGAGGUCUUCAAGUAGUGUAGGACUUGGUUUGAGUCUUGUUUUUGGGUGUUUAUUGCUAGCUCUAAUUGCUGAACUUUACUAUUUGUUAUGGUGGAAGAAGAGGGUAACUAACAGAGAGAUUCAAGAAAGUUACAACAGCCCAGCAAGAGAAUUCUUGUAUAUGUUUUGUUGGAGAAAGCCCUCAUCUUUGAGCUCUACAGGGCUAACCACAGACACCCAGGUCCAUGAACCACAAGCUGCAUCAUCCCAGCAACCACUGAACCAUCCAAACUUAUGGCUCAGACCACUUGGUGAAGAAUAUGAUGAUAUCACUGUUGAAACUGAGCUCCUGAGGCUGCAAAACCUCUCUGGCCCACCAAGAUUUCUCUUCACAAUCAAAGAAGAAACAAAGGAAGAUUUGGAAUCAGAAGACAGGAGUAAAAAGGGGUCAAGAGGAAGGAGUUUGAGUGAUGUUGUGCUUUCUUUGGAUACUCCAUUUUUCACUCCAAUUGCUUCACCACCAUACUUGACUCCUCCUAUAACUCCUAGGGAUUCUACAUAUUUUAGCCCUCUGUUUCAGUCGUCAAGUGAUGCAGAAUUCAACAGGAUUUGGGCAUCACCACCUCCAAAGUUCAAGUUCUUGAGAGAUGCUGAAGAUAAACUUCAGAGAAGAAAACUGAUUGAAAGAUUUGAAGUUGAUGGUUCUGUUGAAAAGCAUGAUGAAUAUACUGAAGAUGAUAAAAAUGGAUCUUUUAUCACACUUAUCGUCUCUAAAGAAAGGGAGGUUGAUCAUAUUCACAACAUCUCAUCACAGUACCCUUCAAGCUCUUCACAGGUACUACCUUUAGCUGCUUCCCCUCCAACAUUCAGACCACAAUUUCACAAGAAUCCCAACUCAUAUUAGAGCUUCAUCAGUUUAACAAAAAUGGGUUCUUAUUUGUACACAUAUUUUAUGUUUAAAACUUUGUAUGAGAGCUUUGAGUAGAACUUUUAAUUCAACAAAAGCCCAUUGCAACUUGCAAGUAGAGUUACUAUCAGUUAAUGAAAUUGACACUUUUCUUCUC
This is a messenger RNA of Cynara cardunculus var. scolymus (artichoke), 1247 nucleotides long. RefSeq lists its product as uncharacterized. The transcript has a single exon. Lineage: Eukaryota; Viridiplantae; Streptophyta; Magnoliopsida; Asterales; Asteraceae. Bases 203 to 1087 code for a protein of 294 amino acids. The record is from RefSeq and is a predicted model, not a curated record.